Messenger RNA from Acanthochromis polyacanthus (spiny chromis), 7069 nucleotides. It is a transcript of the gene sema4ab, whose product is annotated as sema domain, immunoglobulin domain (Ig), transmembrane domain (TM) and short cytoplasmic domain, (semaphorin) 4Ab. The record is from RefSeq and is a predicted model, not a curated record. Gene Ontology annotation, molecular function: chemorepellent activity; semaphorin receptor binding. The transcript has 15 exons. Gene Ontology annotation, biological process: axon guidance; neural crest cell migration; negative regulation of axon extension involved in axon guidance. The coding region runs from base 753 to 2411 and encodes 552 amino acids. Lineage: Eukaryota; Metazoa; Chordata; Actinopteri; Pomacentridae.
AGCCUGCUGGACCUUCAGAUGGGAGGAGAUUUUGGGGCUUUGUUGUUAUAGUAAAGGCUCAACCACGGUCAGCAGUUUGUCGUCGCCGGGUCACGUUUUUCCGUGCAGUGGUGUUGGGCUGAAAGUAGCGGGUCUCGUUUAGGGAGAGAAACAGAGAGGAGACGACGCGUUAAAAGAAGCUUUUUAGGAGACGCACGAGUACCUUAACUGUCUCAUCUGUUCUGCAUCAGUUGGAUGAGUGUUGUUGGUAAGAUUUACAAAAUGACGGAAUGGUUUAGUUUUCUGGCAUCUUGUUGCGCAAACAAAAACAAAACAAAAAUGAUGAAUUCUGAGCUGAAUUAGCGUGAAGGGGAAACAACUACAACAUUCCAGUUCGUCUAUUUGGGACGUUCAUGUGCGCACACUGUGCUGCGUUUAAGGACGGUACAGUCUUUACUCAGGGUUAGCAACAGGCCCACUUUCCAAAUUCCUCUUCGGAUCCACUCUGUUUUAGACACAAAAAUAAGACCUGUGGCAGCUUAAGAUCAUUCUCUGGAAUCUACCUGACAGCAGCAACACAUGCUAGAGAUGUAAACAAAGACAGCACAACUCAAGAUCCAGUAAUGGUCUGCUGUAGAAAGCAGAGGAUGAGACUGCAGGUAACAUCUCUACCACCCCUGACCAGUCUGUAAGAUUCCAGGUGGACAUCAAAGCGAGUGCUCACCGUCUGACCUUAAAUGUAACUGAGGUCACUCCUCCUUACCUCUGCUGUAAUGGAGAAACACAGCCUACUAUCCUUCACUGUGACCUUGCUGGGUUUUCUGAACCCAUGUCUGACAAGACUGACCCCCAGAGUCUCCUUUCCUAUAGGUAGUCCUGGAAGAAAUCUCAUCCGCUUCAGUAACCACAACGUCAGAAACACCACCACUCUGCUGCUCAGUGAAGACGGAGACAUGCUGUAUGUUGGAGCCCGGGAUUCUGUGCUAGCUCUGGAUGUUAGACAUGACGACAUCAUACUGAAGAGCAAGUUGGACUGGAGCCCUUCAGACGAAGACCUUGGACAAUGUUCCAUGAAGGGCAAGAAAAUGGCCGACUGUCCCAAUUUCAUUCGUGUACUGCAGUUCUUGAACACCACACACCUCUAUGCAUGUGGAACAUUUGCUUUCAGUCCACGCUGCAUCUGCAUUGACUCAGAAACAUUAACAAUGAGCCUCAGGCCUGAUGAAGGAAGAGGUCGCUGCCCCUAUGACCCCUAUCAGCGCAACACUGCUAUCAUUGUAGAUGGAGAGCUUUACACAGGAACUGUAGCGGACUACAGAGGGAACCGGCCAGUCAUCUCCCGGUAUCUCAGUGAGGGCAGUCGUGUUGACCUGAAGUUGGAUGACACAUUAGGAUGGCUGGAAGAUCCAACCUUCAUCAGCUCUACCUUCCUGCCAGAUGAGGGGAAAAUCUACUUCUUCUUUAGUGAAGUGGGCAGAGAGUAUGACUUCAUAGACAAGUUUAUUGUCUCACGCAUUUCCCAGAUCUGCACGAGUGAUGUUGGAGGUCAGCGGACCCUGCAGCGACGCUGGACCACGUUUGCCAAAGCUCAGCUGUUGUGCCAGGCUGACAACGAGUUGCCCUACAAUGUGAUCCAGGACAUAGACACCCUUCUUCCAGCAGAUGGAGCCCCUGAAGAGGACACACUCUUUUAUGGCAUCUUCACCUCCCAGUGGUCUGUCAACUCUGGACGAUCAGCCGUGUGUUCAUUCCGUCUGACUGACAUCAAGUCAGUUUUUACUGGUAACUACAAAGUCCUGAACCGGGACACGUUGCAGUGGAGAGCCUGGGUUCAAGAGAAGGUUGCAAAUCCAGGAGAGUGUGGCCUACACAAUGCGUCAGACAACGUCCUGCGCUUUGUCAAAGAAAACUUUCUGGCAGAUGAAAGUGUGCGGCCAGUUGGAAGAAGUCUAACCAUGGUGUCUGCUGAGCACAACUACACCCAUCUGGCUGUCCAGAGAGUCCAGGCUGCCAACAGCAGACACUACACUGUCCUGUUUCUGCUUACCGAGUCUGGUUACUUACACAAAGCAGUGUUGCUGCAGAGCAGGGCCCACAUCAUUGAGGAGGUUCAGGUGUUUGAGCAGCCUCAGCCUAUCAAGAGCCUGAAGCUCUCCAUUCCCAAGGGUGUGAUAUUUGUUGGCACAUCAGAGGGUGUGGUGAAGAUUCCAACAGCAAACUGCUCUUUCUACUGGACCUGUGCUCAGUGUGUUCUAGCCCGAGACCCCUUCUGUCAUUGGGACCCCGUCAGCAGGGCCUGUGUGCGAGUCUCUAAAACCCCCACGACUCUAGGCCAGGACAUAGAUGGAGGGAAUGUUGAGGAGGCCUGCAACAGUGUGUCUUUAACACGUAAAACCAGAUUUGGUCCAAACAACCUGCCUGCAGGACAAUGACCCCAAACACACCUACAGGCCGUGUAAGGGCUAUUUGACCAAGAAGGAGAGCGAUGGAGUGCUGCAUCAGAUGACCUGUCCUCCACAGUCAACUGACCUAAACCCAAUCCAGAUGGUUUGGGAUGAGAUGGACCGCAGAGUGAAGGUAAAGGGGCCAACAAGUGCUCAGCAUCUCUGGGAACUCCUUGAAGACUGUUAGAAAACCAUUUCAGGUGACUACCUCAUGAAGCUCAUCGAGAGAAUGCCAUGAGUGUGAAAAGCAGUAAUCAAAGCAAGGGGUGGCUGUUUUAAAGAAUCUAAAACAUUUCUUGACUUAUUUCACAGUUUUCUGUUUACUACAUAAUUGCAUAUGUGUUCAUUCAUAGGUGUGAUGCCUUCAGUGAAAAUCUACAAUGUAAAUAGUCAUGAAAAUAAAGAAAAAACAUUAAAUGAGAAGGUGUGUCCAAACUUUGACUGGUAGUGCAUAAACGGUAUAUAUUGUACACUACUGUUCAGAAGUUUGGGGUCGGUCAGGCAAUUUCAUGUUUUCCAUGAAAACUCACACUUUUUUUCAUGUGCUAGCAUAAUUGCACAAGUGUUUGCUAAUCAUCAGUUAGCCCUUCAACACCAUUAGCUAACACAAUGUAGCAUUAGAACACAGGAGUGAUGGUUGCUGUACCCUUAUUCCAUUAAAAAUCAGCCAUUUCCACUAGAAUAGUCAUUUAUCGCAUUAAUAAUGUCUAGACUGUAUUUUUAAUUCAUUUAAUAUUAUCUUCAUUGAAAAAGAGCUGCUUUUCUUUACAAAAUAAGGACCAAGUCUAAAUGACCCCAGACUUUUGAAUGGUAGUGUAUAUAUACACAUCUAGAAAAGAAUAUACACUGCCUGACCCCAAAAAAAUAGUCACACACUCUAGUAUUUUGUUGGACUGCCUUUAGCUUUUGAGUAUGGCACUCGUUUGCUGUGGCAUCAUUUUGAUAAGCUUCUGCAAUGUCAUAGCAUUUAUUUCUGUCCAGAGUUGCAUUAAUUUUCUACCAAGAUCUUUUAUUGAUGAUGGGAGCAACACUGGCGGUGCAAUAUAAAUAAUAAUUAUUGCUAUAUUAAUACUUGUAUGAAAAUUUUCAUUUAUGAAAGAAUCUGUGCAAGACCGCUGUGACCAAUGUGCAAUAAUGUUAUUUCUAUAGUCAGUACUUAUGUCUAUCUUAUUUUAAUUUUUUUUUGGACUACGCUUGCAAUAUGUUUGCAAUCUUUUCUGCUGGAAUAAUGCAAAUGCCCCCACUGCUGGGUUAUUAAAGGCUUAUUUUAUCUUAUAAGACAUUUAUUCCAGAUAUUUGCAGUCUUCAAAGUCUAAGUGAGUCAGUGUUGAGUCUGACUGAACUGAGUCUUUGGUUUAAAAAGACUCACAGUGAGAAAACAAUCUGCAGGACUGAGACUAAGACCAGCACAACUGUUUUUAUGUUUCAGCUCAAAAUGUGACCAUUUAUCUGUCAGUGAAUCCAAUCAAAUCUCUGCAUGAAAAUACACUCUCACAGAAAAACACACAAGCAUUUACAAAAAAGGACUCUUUCUUCUCCAAAUGUAGACAAAUGUUAAUAUACAAUAUAAAAAGGUCACAUUAGUAAUUGCAUGAUUGUCUUUUUCCUUUAAAUUUGUGUUAAAAAAAAAGCAAAAUUGAGCUGUUCAACAUUAAAAUAUAUAAAUAAAUAAAUUCAAACUGCACUUCCUCGAGGUCCCAGUGACUCACACAAGUUCGAAAGGAAUCGGAUGAGCGGUUGUUGGGAUAAUAAGAUCAGAACACAAACUGACACACACUGAUCUUCUGGUUGAGUAGAGAAAAUGGAAGAUUCUAGAACUCUGCUGUUGAACUCGUCAAUAGUCAAAGUCCGGAAAGUGUGUGUGUUUGUGUAGGAGAUGGUGUGUAACUGGCUUCGAUCAGCAGCAGGGUGAAUACUAUUUAUCACCUAAAAGUACACAGACUCUGCAGACUUAAUCCGUAAGUGUACACAGCAGUAAGCAGCACAGAGUCCAGAUAAUGAGUGAAAACAACACUCAAGUCAGAGUUUAGAGUACACGUACAACUCUACAAACAAUUCAGCAAAAAGGUGUGAUGUAGCAAACUGCAUGUCAGAGUCUCACUUCAGUCUUAUUACUUUCAUUGUUGGUAUUUAUUCAUUUAAAUACCUGCCAUCCUGACAGAGUUAAACACAAGUGAACUGGACUGUGAGCCUGUUGCAGUCAAAUGAAGAUCAGACCUAAGUAUGAAGCACAUGAUUUUCAUUUUAAACAUUUACGUUCCCUAAAGACGUCAGUGUGUUCCUUGUUCCCAUACUGAAAUACAAAGAAACUUCGUUGAAUUAUGGUCAUUUUGUCGUUUCUUAUUGUAGGAUAGCAUUACUUUUUAACUGACAAUUGAAUAAAGAAAGGAUGGUUAAAAGAAACUUUCCUCCUCAGCACUUACUUGGAGAGUAUGACAGCAUGCUGUCUGAUGUUACUGUCUUACUGUCAGUCCCUCUGCACCUCUGGCAUUCAAAAACCACUGUACAGAAAUACACAGACACACAAACACAACACUACUAACUUGCUGUGUAUAAAUGGAAAUCAGACACCAAUUCCACUCAUGUUUGCUCGUUACUGAUGAUAAUUUGUGCUAAUUAAAUGUUGAACAUCCUGUGAGACAGAGAAAUAACAGACGCCUAAUGAAGAUUUCCAAUCAGAUUUUGACCCAGACUGUAUGAUAUUAUUCAAAGAAGAAUUUCAGCUGAUCAGUGGUGAUAAAUACGGGUGUGGUAGCUGUGAUUUCUAAACUCAGCUUGCUUUUACUGAAUUAGUGAUUAUCAUGUUGUAUAUAAAGGCUGCUUUAGAUGACACGUAGCGAUGGAUGCUCAAUCAAAAUGCUCCGUUUCUAUUAUUGAAGUGUUAUUUAUUACACAGAUAGAAUCAGCUGACCGCUUAAACAUCGUCCACUGUCCACAAAAUAAUCCACAAAAGCACAAAUCAACUGCACCAAACAAGGAAACGCCACACGAAGCUCAUGACAUUUCUCUAUUUUGAGCCUCCUCGUCUCCUCUGUUCUCCUGCCUGUGACCCAGAAAUUAAUCCUGGAGGAUGAGUCAAACCCUAAAAUGCAUCUCUAGGGCAGAAGAGGCUUGUCUGAGGAGGAGAAAGUCUAUUCAGCCCACGUGACGUAUAUAGUAGUGCAAAAUGACAAUUGCUGGAGUGAGAAUAUCGUGCAAAAAGCAGAGAAUAUCGUUUAUCAUCAGAAAGUCAAGAUACUUUAGUCAUAAUCAUAAAGAGUAUAAUUGAAAUUCAAACAAAAUACUUAACCACAACAAAGAGAAUUUGGACAGCAGCAGCUCAGAUGCCUUUAAAACUGUAGACACUGAAACGGCCUAUUUAGAAAAGGGCUAAACUCAGGUAUACGUUUAGAGUAGAAUGAAACAUUUUGCAGUGUUUUGAGCUUAAAUUUUGUAAGAUCCAUGCUGAAUACAUGUCAGAGUUUCAUUAAUUUGUUGAAAAAGGGCCUUAUCCCCCGCCUUCUCCACUUCGUGGAGGCGGGGGAUAAUAAACUAAAUGAAACAAAAAAAUGCUUAUCAAGGCUAAUGCACAUAAAAUCAGUUUAUCUUUUUAUGGAUUCUGCUCAGAGAAGGAGGCCAGUACAAUGUUGUAUGCACUCAUAAUACAUUAAAGUGACACUAUGCUCCACCAUGUAACCACAGUUUAUGGAUCUACAUUUUGUUGAACGGACGUUGUAAAAGUGUGUGCUGUCCUCAACUCUCCAUUAAUGUGGCGCUUCACAAAAUCAGCCCACCUUCAUUACAUGAUGCUACUACCAGUAUGACUCUAGUGCCUCAAACAGAAGUGAUGAAAGCCAGUUUAACAGUCUUAACUCCACAUUUCAGUACUAUAUAGUUGCUUUCUGACAUGUCUAGUGUGGAAUAAUGCAAAACAACUUUUACACUGAUUUAAGGUGGCUACAUACUAUAUUUAAAUAAGCAGAAUUACAUAAUUUGUUUAGUGUUCAUGGCAAAGUGUAUUGUCUAAAAUGGCACCAAUGCCCAUGAUGUACCUUUUUUUUGUAUCUGUAUUUUGUCUGUUUUUUGUGGCCUGCCAAAUUACUAUGUAUCUGUUUAUUUAUCUAAGCAGUAGUAGUACUUUCUGAAACAGUUUCAUAGAUUAGGCCUCAAAAUUUGCUUCACAAUAAAGGAUAAAGAAUUUUAAGGACUGAAUUUAUAUCCAAAAGGAGAAAGGCCCAAAGUUUAGUACCAAUUGAAAGGCAGAGUUUUCUUUACUUCUGAUCCUGUAGCAAAGAGACAAGUGAAAACAAAAUUAUGACAGUUUAUGUAGAGUGAAAUUCAUGAAUGAGCAUGUCUAUCCAUGCUUGUUUUACCAGAUUCUAAACUCAAAUUGGGUUGAAGGAAGGUCUAUGCAUUUUUUAAUAUAAAUUGAGACUUUGUGAACCAUGUGCCAAGUAUGUGAUGACAUUUAGUUUCCCUACAGCCUUUGGUUUUAAUAUUAUGCUUCAGGUAUUGUUGUAAAAAUUUUCCUUCAUGCAUUUUCUUUUGGGAUAGUACAGUCUUCUGGAGAUUUAGAUUGCUGUUAGCUGUUAUUAUAAUAACCCAUGACACUGUUUACAAAGUUAUGGACAGUUUUGUCUUGUUGGGGGAUUUGGUGAGCUGUAAUC